AUGCCAUCGAAAAAACGUUAUAGAAAGAAAAAAUAUGACUCAUGUCGUCACAAGAGAAAAUUGUUUCCGGACAAUUUUGGUAUCCUGCCCUCUAUAGUUGAAAGAUCACACGAAAAUUCUCCAGUUACUUCACUGACAUCACCUAAAGGAUCAACAUUAGGGUCACCAAUAGUGUCAUGGCCUUCGUCUCUUCCUUUGGCUUUACCACCAAAAAUAAAACCAGAGCCAUCAGCAUCUAAAACAACCAGCAAUGUAUUUGACGAUUCAGGAUUUGAAGUAACUCCACCGAAAGUAGAAGGAAAUUCAGCCACAUUUAAAAAUAAAGAUGAAAUGAUGAAUUACCUAAAGAAAUUAGAGGAGAACAACAAAAAUUUACAGGAGGAAAAUAAAAGUCUACAUACUGAAAUGAAUUAUAAAAUAAAGUAUUUAGCAGAUUUACAAACACAGUAUGAGGGUUGUAUAGAUAGUAUUGUUGAAAUUAAAAGUAAAAUUAAUAAUCUAGAAAAUGGCUGCAUCCAAAACCCAUCUCAUGUAUCAUUACAAGUACUGCAAGCCAAGAAAAAAGAAAUAGUUGAAUUGAAAUAUGAAAGAAAAAAUAUUAUAAAGGAACAUGAAAUGUGGAGAGAGCGAAGUUACUGUUUCGAUGCAGACAAUGACUCUUUAAAAGAAGAAAUUGGAGAACUGAAAAAUACCAUCAAAGAACUAAUUAAGGAGAAUGGUAGACAAAGGCAGCCACAAAACAAUCUCAACGUACCUCCAAAACAAUGUACACCUGUAAACAAGUCAGUGGUACCAAAGCAGUCUACACUAAAACUUGGUACAUUUGAUUCAAAACUGGUGAAACCAGUCAUCAAAAUCAAUUCAAGUGACUUGUCAAUACCAAAAACAUCAAAAGAAAAGAAACAAACAUAUCUUCCUCCAAUUGACACUUCUGUUGGAAGACAUCGUUAUCCACCAACAAAUCAUGAUCCAUCAUUCUCAUCUAAACAUAAUCAUCAUACAUCAUCAACUAGUUCCCACACUCACCCGACGUCCUAUACCAACAAUAAGAAACAUUCGUCAUCAUCCAAACAUCAUCAUUCAUCUUCAUCUGCCUCUGCUUCAGAUAAAACUCUAUCGUCUGCAUCUUCAUCCAAAAACCAUCAUCAUCAUACACUCUCAGCUUCGCACAUCAUUCAUCCUAAGCAUCACCAAUCUGCACCUUGCCCCAAUCAAUUAAAUUCAACAUUCUCCCAUCAACAUCCGCAUCGUCAAACAUCUUCAACCAAUUCUGUCUCUUAUCAAUCUACGCCUUCCACCAAUCAUUAUAAUUCAUCAUCCUCCAAACAUUACAAUCUUCGACAUACAUAUUCAACCCAAUCUACCUCAAACCAGGCUACUCCUUUCAGCAAUCAAUUAAAUUCAACAUCAUCAGUCAAACACAGCCAGAAUCGUCAUACAUCUUCAACCCAAUCUACUUCUCAUCAAUCAACACCAUCCAACAAUCAAUUAAGUUCAUCAGUGAAACACCAUCAGUAUCGUCAUACAUCUUCAACCCAUUCUACCUCACUCAUCAAUAACCAAUCCACACUUCCCACAAAUCAGAUUAAGCUACCACAUAUCCCAACUCCUCCAACUAAUCCAAAAACUCAUCAAACUCGAAAGUAUAAACGAUAA
This is a messenger RNA of Lottia gigantea (owl limpet), 1656 nucleotides long. RefSeq lists its product as hypothetical. The record is from RefSeq and is a predicted model, not a curated record. The transcript is spliced from 6 exons. Lineage: Eukaryota; Metazoa; Mollusca; Gastropoda; Lottiidae. The coding region runs from base 1 to 1656 and encodes 551 amino acids.